This is a messenger RNA of Pelobates cultripes (western spadefoot toad), 152 nucleotides long. NCBI's taxonomy places the organism in Eukaryota, Metazoa, Chordata, Amphibia, Anura, Pelobatidae. The record is from the annotation of a GenBank genome assembly.
GUGUAGCUGAGCAGUUUGCUAUUGCAGAAGCAAAGCUCCGUGCCUGGUCUUCAGUUGAGGGUGACGAUUCGACAGAUGAUUCGUAUGAUGAAGAUAUGUUGCCACCAAUGGAUCCAUCCCAGCCUACAGGUAAAUGUGGGACAUAUAUGUGA